AUGUCGAAACGCAAGUCGCCGCACGACUUCCUCUUCAGAGAAGAGCUAGGGCAUGGGUCGUACUCAACGGUGUACCGAGUGGUAGAGAGGUCAAGCCAGCACCAAUAUGCGAUCAAGAUAUGCUCUAAACGGCACAUUAUCGGCGAGAACAAGGUCAAGUACGUGACUAUCGAGAAAAACACUCUGAACCUGCUGGGCCAGGCGAACCACCCGGGGAUCAUCAAGCUGUACUACACGUUCCAUGACCAAGAGAACCUGUACUUUGUGAUGGACCUGGCGCCCGGAGGCGAGCUGCUGCAGCUGCUGCGCCGGCAGCGGGUGUUCAGUGAGGCAUGGGCGCGGCACUACAUGUGCCAGCUGGUGGACACGGUGGAGUACAUUCACUCGAUGGGGGUCAUACACCGGGACCUGAAGCCAGAAAAUGUGCUGCUGGAUAAGGAGGGUCGUCUCAUGAUUGCUGACUUUGGGGCUGCAUAUACGGUGGGGCAGUCAGACGCCGGAAGCGAUGGGGACAAGCCUGCUACCUCGUUUGUUGGAACGGCAGAGUACGUCUCACCAGAGCUGCUGCUCGAGAAUAAAUCGUACUACAGUUCUGACGUAUGGGCUCUGGGCUGCAUGCUGUAUCAGUUUUUGCAGGGCACCCCGCCGUUCCGUGGUCAAAACGAGAUGGAGACUUUCGAGCAGAUUGUCAACCUAGACUACACCUGGCGGAUACCGGCAAACCCACUAGCGGCUGGCCUUGUUUCAAAAAUACUGGUGCUGGACCCAUCGCAGCGAUAUACGCUUGAGCAAAUAAAGAAACACAAAUGGUUUUCUGGUGUAGAUUGGAACAAUAAAGAGAAGAUAUGGCGGGGAUCUUGGACGAUAGCGUCAGAAUCGACACCACGGCCGCGAGUGGGCUACAAGUCGCGAGAGUUAUUGGAUACGCCGAUAAAGAAUAUUCCAGUAGUGACUCAGAGAAAUAAAAAACCAACUAAAAUGAACACCACAUCUAGUAUAGUGGAAUGGAGGAAGAUGCUGGGCUUGAGCGGCAAUGAUUUGGGGAUUAAGGCCACCUUGGGUGGAAAUGGUUUGCCCAUUGCCCCUUUCACGCCGACAUCUGGCAUAACUCCUGAUAACAGAGGCGAUAAUGCAGUUGCGCCUGCGAAAACGAGGGAUGCAUUUCGCCCCAUGAGUAGCCGAGUUAUUUCUUCACCGCAUAGUAAACCGUCUGGCCGGCCAGCUGCGCUUCCUUUGCCGCUUCAGACGGGCACACCGUCGCAUAACGUAGUACAGCAGAUAGUGGUCAACACUCCUGGCCGUACAGAGACCAGUUCUCCCUAUGUUUCGCCCACUGUCCCAGUAAGGAAUGCUAUUUGGAAGCAGGAUUGGGUACAGCUACAUGAAAUACCUUACUCUGCGAAGUAUUCAGGUCUAACUUUGGCAGGGUUCAGUCAGGUAUCGGACACCCUGAUUGCGGAUCUUAUCUCCCAUCAUGCAAACGAGCUACGGACACUGUCCCGGACAGGCAUACUUUCGCUUGACAAUACGGGCUAUCUAUCUUUCAUUGAGCAGGGCCGUGCCAGACCUCUGUCGAGGAUCAUAGACCCUGACUUAUCCAUAUAUGAGUACCAGCUGGGACACUCUACAGAAGAUGAUUUCUUGAUACUGGAGAAAUACAAGCAGAGUAUUUGGAUAGUUUGGCCGAACAAACCCACCUCGGCUUCUCGGCGGAUUCCUAUCAAGGAGACGUGGGCACAAACUCUUUCUAAGUACAAGAAGCAGGUUUCGGAUGAGGAAGAAUUGUCCGCAAAGUUGAAUAGAACGUGUGUUUCAUCAUGGGGAAGCAGGACUCCUUCACCAACCUACCCAGCCGAAGGCAAGACCCGCGUGGCCGUACAACCGCAGGACAUCCCGCUGCCGUCGCCUGCAAAGAGCUCUAGCAAUUCUGGUGUCUCCGAGCCAAUUAGUAAAAUUCCACCUAGGCAGCUCGUCUCUGCGAGCGAACAGAGCCAUAAAGCUAAAAGUGAAGCGCAUACUAAAAAGGCAAACAGUUAUUCAUACAUUGCCCCUAAUGAUAUGGUUCUGUCUAGUAGUAGGUACGAAGUCUUGAGGACGGCGAGUAAUAACGAUAGUAAGAGCAAUGGCGCGGCCGUAAGCGGCGCCAGCGCAGCAUUUAGAACUUUACGGGUGAAUAAGUAA
This is a messenger RNA of Eremothecium gossypii ATCC 10895, 2181 nucleotides long. RefSeq names its product protein kinase PKH3 (gene PKH3). Bases 1 to 2181 code for a protein of 726 amino acids. The transcript has a single exon. Lineage: Eukaryota; Fungi; Ascomycota; Saccharomycetes; Saccharomycetales; Saccharomycetaceae. The record is from RefSeq and is marked provisional. Gene Ontology annotation, biological process: peptidyl-serine phosphorylation; intracellular signal transduction. Gene Ontology annotation, molecular function: protein serine/threonine kinase activity; ATP binding.